AUGUCAAUUACUUCUGUUGGUUCUAUAUACGUCCCGAAUGAUUCCCGGACUCAGGAAAUCUGUCUAAAUAGAUGUAAACAUCUUCCUCAUCGCAGACCUACCCGUACAACGAUGCCAGUUCCUUGGGAGGCCCUCAUUCCUUUCGGCCUUGUGACAUUUUUCUUCGGUGUCAGUGGAACAUUGUUGAACGUGUCCACGCGCGCUCAGAACUUGGGCAAGCCUCUUCGAUACAACAUUGACAACUGGGAUGAAAUGAUGAUGCGGAGGGAUGACCAAUUGACUGGGCAUAGGCGGGGGCAACGGGUUCGUCCACACACCUCAUUUCAGCGGGGACUCUAAUAAACUUUCUGAUGUUUUCGAUGUCAGGACGACCCCGUACCACCAUCGGGAUACGAGACAAGUAGUGUCUGGGCCACUCAGCAAACUAGAUAACAUAUAACAACGUCACUCGUGAAAUUCACUUGUAGAACUCUUGCACUGGUAAAAAUAAUUACUACUUCCUACCGACGGCCCCUUCACGUUGAUGAAUAAAUAACAUGCGGAAGUCGCACUGCUUCUGUCAA
Molecule: messenger RNA, 563 nt
Organism: Marasmius oreades (fairy-ring Marasmius)
Lineage: Eukaryota; Fungi; Basidiomycota; Agaricomycetes; Agaricales; Marasmiaceae
Exons: 3
Coding region: 1-339 (112 amino acids)
Source: RefSeq, a predicted model, not a curated record